GUAUCCCCCACCUUUUAGUCUCCCCUUCCUGAUGGAGGGGGUAUAGGAUGUAGAGAAGGAUAGGGGGAUAUGGAAGAUAAAAGAAGGACCAUAAGGAGGGGAACUAUGAUGUAAUGCUCUGCCAAUGAGACUUCCUUAAUUUGGAUAGAGGGUGGGGCAUGGGGUAGCUCAUUUACGUGACUGGUGGGAACAGGGAGGGUGGGAGGAGCAAUAGAACCUCAAGGAUAUAAUACAGAGACUGUCAAGACAAGUCAACACAUGAUACAGGAUUGCUCAACAAGAAGUCACAACAGGAUAUGGGACUGUCCAACAACAACUAAAACAGAAUCCGACCAUGAUGCCUAUGUAGGUGUCAUGGUAUAUUCCACUGGUGCUUCAUGAUGCCUACCUUGGAGUCAUCAUACUGAAGGGGUUAAGCUGGGUACAAAAUGCAAAAUCUGUUCUUUUAAUCCCCUUCUUUCUUGUAGAUGCUUAUAAAGAUUUCAUGCAUUGCUUCUGGUGCUGGUAAUUGUUUCGUAUUGAAGUGAAAUGGUUAAAAUGCACAAAAAAAAAAAAAAAUUUCAUUAGAUUUUGAUUCUUUGGACACUGACAAUGGAUUUAAAAAUGCAUAAAAAAAAAAAAAAAAAUCAGUCAGCAAUGAAAACUCAGUGUUUCCUUCACCACUACCACCACAACCACCACCAAGAUUGGGACUGGAGGUGGGAGGAUCGAGGGGUGUAUGUGACACAGCCUUACUCCAUGGAGGUGAAGGCACAAGUAUGUGGUAACCACCAGAUAUCUCGGAUCGUCUCCCACACUGACCCACUCAACGUGACCCUGACUGAUGAUGCCAUGUCUGCCCAGGUGAGCCAGGACGGAGGGUUCAGCUGCGACCACGACUGGAGCAUGCUGGUGUACUACAGGAGUGCCUAACGGCCCCACCUGUUGCGGGAGACCGGUGAACGCUCUGCCACUGGGAUCAUGAAGGAUGACCUGCUCAUGCUGAACCUCUUCCCAGAGGUGCCCACCAACACCUACUCCAGCAGGAAUGAGAUUAUCUUUGUCAUCGACCGCUCAGGAAGCAUGCAUGGGGAAAAGAUAGAGAGUGCCCGGGCAACACUUCUUCUGUUCCUGAAGAGUCUGCCUCUGGGUUGCCUCUUCAACAUUGUCAACUUCGGCUCAUCCUUCUCAGUGCUCUUCAAGAAGUGAGUGGUCCAGACUGGGUUAGGAUAAGUGAGAGGUCAUUCUUCCUCUUCCUCCUAUAUUUAUCUUGUCUCAUCUUUCUCAUCUUCUAUCUUUUAAUUUACUUCCAUUCCUCCUCCUCC
Messenger RNA from Scylla paramamosain (green mud crab), 1304 nucleotides. Its product is annotated as von Willebrand factor A domain-containing protein 5A-like. NCBI's taxonomy places the organism in Eukaryota, Metazoa, Arthropoda, Malacostraca, Decapoda, Portunidae. The transcript has 3 exons. Bases 961 to 1188 code for a protein of 75 amino acids. The record is from RefSeq and is a predicted model, not a curated record.